Durusdinium trenchii is the source of this 1765-nucleotide messenger RNA. Lineage: Eukaryota; Dinophyceae; Suessiales; Symbiodiniaceae. The record is from the annotation of a GenBank genome assembly.
AUCCCCUUCCAGUUUAUGACGAUGACACACAUGUGAUCGAAAGUGCCAUGAGAUGCUGGCCACCGCGUUGCGCUCACUCAUUCUGCUGGAGUGCGAUGGCUCAGAGGGCUCUGAUCAUCCAGAGGAUGGGAGCCCAGAAAUUGUGGCAGAGUUCCCCUUGGACGGACAGGCCACGAGUUUGGGUUGGGAUGGUCUCAGCCAGCGCAUUGUGGUCGCGGUGAAUGGCGCGACCUCUGACCGGCUAUGCUUCUGCGAUGCAGGAGACGAAUCUUUAGAAGAUGUAUCUCUGCCAUCUGGCGCAAGGGCGUUAGACCUGAGCUUCUUCAGCGAAGCAGAGCGCCGCAAGAGCUGGGUGGCCGUCGCCUGCUCCGACGGAGCGGUGCGGCUGCUGGACGCCUCGCCGCAGCGGGCGGCCUCCGUGGUGAAGACGAGCUACGCGCACGGCGUGGCGGCCACGGCGGUGGCGAUCUCGCGGGAAGGUAAGUUCCUGGCAUCUGGAAGCUCCAGUGGCCAUGUGGUUUUGCAACCAUUCCACGGAAGUGGGCCAACCCCACUUCCUGGAAUGCUGGAGGCAGAUGAAGCAGGCAUCGAAGCUCUGUGCUAUUCCUCCUUGCGCCAGGAGUUGUUGGCGGCGGGUGAUCAGCAAGGCAAUCUCCAGGUUUGGGAUGCUGCGGCUUUGCGCCACAGCUGCCGCUUUCCUCUUGCCCAUCGAGGUGUUGUGCGAGGUCUAUCCUUCUCCACCCAGAACAGUGACCUCCUCAUCACAGGAGGAGAUGAUGCAGAGCUGAUCUUCUGGGAUGUGAAGAAUUCCAAGCAGAUUCAGCAGGUGUCCGUUGAGAGCGGCAUCAGUUCCCUCUCAUACCAUUCAGGUGGCUACCUGUUGGCCAGUGGCACCUGUGAUGGCUCUGUGCUCAUCUUUGACCUGCGUAUGCUGGUCACGAAGAAGACACCUGCAGAGCCACUCCAGCGCUUCUUAGCGCAUUGUGAUGAUGGAGGUAUGGUCCGCGCUUUGGCAUUUGCGACAGAGGAUGUGAAGUUGUCAAAGCAGGCCUUUUCUCCAGCAGCAGCAUCAGGUGGUAUGUCACCCACUGGCGAUCCUGUGAAGACAUUUCUCCAGGACAAAGUGCCCAGCUAUGCCACCAUUGAGUCAAUGAUGGAUAGGUUGUCCAAGAGAGUGUCCGCUUCCGCUUCAGGGGAUGUGUUGACACCUCCUGGAGAUCAGAGCGAUAUCAGGAGCUCUUUCAAUUGGCCAAGUGUCUCUGCUCAGGUGCCCCCGCUGCCCCAGAGCACCGACAGGGGCAAUAUCAGCUCCUCUCGGCACUUUCCUGAGACGCCACAAAGUGACGGCCGGCAGGUGGCAAGAUACACCAUUGGCAGCCCAGAUGAGCCUGGUGUGGCAGCUGCCAGUCCUUGGUGGAAGCAGGUCGCUGAAAUGACGGUACCUGGCCCAGAGGCCCAGGAGGCACAGGAGGCAAAGGCUCCACCUGGUAACGCUUCCGAGGUAAGCCGUCUCAAGUACGAAGCCCCAGCAGCUCCAGCUCCGGUGGCUCCAGCGGCUCCAGUUGCACCGGCUGCUUCCCUGGCAGAGGUCUUGGAGCCUUUGCUCAAGGAGUUGAGAGAGGACUUUCGCAAAGAGGUCCAGGAGGCUCAGUUGGCACUGAUGGAGCAGAACUUCCAGCUCCAUGCCGAGCUUCGGAAGGAUGUGAAUGCCCUUCGAGCGGAAGUGCAACAGCUGAAAGGUGAGCUAAGAGCCUUGUGACCGGAA